This is a messenger RNA of Neoarthrinium moseri, 3273 nucleotides long. RefSeq lists its product as uncharacterized. The record is from RefSeq and is a predicted model, not a curated record. Gene Ontology annotation, molecular function: catalytic activity; protein binding. The transcript has 4 exons. NCBI's taxonomy places the organism in Eukaryota, Fungi, Ascomycota, Sordariomycetes, Amphisphaeriales, Apiosporaceae. Gene Ontology annotation, biological process: nucleoside metabolic process. Bases 1 to 3273 code for a protein of 1090 amino acids.
AUGUCUGAUCCUAAGAGCUACGUCGUUGGCUGGAUAUGUGCCCUUCAUAUCGAGGCUCUGGCGGCUACAGCGCUUCUGGAUGAACAACACCCAGGGCCAAAGUCUGUAUCCGAAAACGACGACAACAGCUACAUCUUGGGACACAUUGGAGACCUUAAUAUCGUGAUAGCUACAAUGCCAGUGAAUGAAUACGGCACAAGUUCUGCGGCAGCCUCCGCUCGAGAUAUGCUCCACAGUUUUCCUAAUGUGCGCAUUGGUUUGAUGGUCGGCAUUGGUGGUGGGGUGCCGACAAGGCACGAUGUCCGCCUUGGUGACAUUGUCAUCAGCGAACCUGGCCAUGGGCACGCGGGCGUACUGCAGUACGACUUCGGAAAGGCGCUCCAAAAUCAGGCAUUUGUGGGCACCGGCAUCCUUGACCAACCUCCGCGAGUCCUCCGCACUGCAAUGGCUACUUUGAAAGUCGAGCAUGACCUCCAUGGUCACCAAAUACAACUCACUAUACGCAAUGCCAUGUUAAAGAAUAAAAGGUUGGCAAAGAAAAUCAAACUGGCCGACCAGUUGAGCGACGAACUUUACAAACCAGAAGUCAUUCACCCACAAGGAGAACUUCUUUGCCGCACUGUUUGCGGGAAACUCCCAAAGAAUUUUGUUGAGCGCGAUAAACGAAGUGAUGAGGACGAAGACCCCCGUGUGCAUUAUGGUCUAAUCGCAUCAGGCAACUCUGUCAUCAAAGACGCCAUACUGCGGGAUAAGCUUGCAUGCGAAAAAGAUGUCAUGUGCUUUGAAAUGGAAGCUGCUGGCCUAAUGAACCACUUUCCUUGUCUUGUCAUUCGCGGGAUCUGUGACUACGCAGACUCUCACAAGAACAAAGAUUGGCAGGGUUAUGCCGCCAUAACGGCCGCAGCAUAUGCCAAGGAGCUUCUGUCCCAUGUUCAUUUAGACCGAGUUGAGGCAGAGAAAAAGUUGGUUGAUGUUCUGAGUGCCGGACUUGACGAUAUCAAGAGCAUAAAGACCGAAAUGAAGACGCACUUUGAAGCCGAGAAGACUCAAUCCCAAGAUAAUGCUAUUCAAGAGUUUCUGGAGUCCCUCGCUCUCAUUGAUUACAGCUUGCAGCAGCAGGCCUGUAUAUUCCAACGACAGGACGGAACUGGAGCAUGGUUGUUGAAGUCACCCGACUUCCUAGGUUGGGUCGAAUCACGGGCACGGAUCCUGUUCUGCCCUGGGAUACCUGGAGCUGGAAAGACUAUCAUGACUUCUAUUAUUAUUGAGGAACUCCAGACUCGAUUCUUGAACGAUACCAGUGUCGAAGCUAGAGGCGAUGAUAUAAUGAGGUAUCUCGACGCCUCAGGAAGGCUGCCUAGCUGUGUCCAGGGAGAGUCCGAGAUAGCAAACAAGAUGAGAGCAGUCAUCAAGAAAACAGUUCUACGCUCAGCUUGCGGAAUGUUCCUUCUGGCCAAGCUUCAUCUCGAAUCCUUGAGCGACACGCUAUCAGUUGGAGAAGUGGAGGAAAAGUUGGAAAAUUUACCGACUGGGUCGGAGGUAUAUAACCGUUCGUAUCAACAGGUCUUAGAAAGACUCACUCCAAAGGGCAAAUUAAUCCUGUCAUGGAUUAUUUGCUCCAAAAGAUUGCUUUCUGUUGAAGAACUCCGACACGCUCUAGCCACAAGGCCUGGAGUAUCAAAAAUCCAAGUCAAAGAUAUCCCAAAAGCUGACGACAUUCUUUCAUUGUGCGCCGGAUUUGCCGGGAAAGAUGUAUAUGGCUCUGGGAUUCGACUGGUUCAUAAGACAACACAAGAGUACUUUGACAAGUCAAGUCACUCGUUGUUCCCGGAUGCGCAUGAUAAUAUCACUUUGACUUGCGUCACCUAUCUUUCUCUCAGCGCAUACCCAUACCCCCCCGGUGGGGCUCUUUUCAACUACGCUACUCACUUCUGGGCCCAUCAUGCCCGUGAUUCGACACACCAUGAGACUCAAGAAGCCGUGAGGCAGUUUCUGAGAGACGCCAAGAAGGUUGACCGCACUAUCCAAGAACUGCUGGCUGACCCAUCGCAUCCAGGGAGAGUCAGCUAUGACCGUCAUUAUCGUCUCGAAGCAGUCACGGGUUUGCACCUUGCAGCAUAUUUCGGGCUGAUUGACAAUGUAGCGGAAUUGAUUGUCGAUGGAGACAUGGAUAUACAGGACAGUUACGGUCGUUCACCAUUGUGGUGGGCGGUUUUCGGAGGUAGCGAACAGGUUACCCGUUUUCUACUCAGCUACGGCGCAAGCAUCGAAAUUAGGGAUGAGAACGGAUGCACUCCACUGAUGUGCUCGAUCUGGGUUGGUAAGGAGUCGAUCAUAAAGCUUCUUAUUGACUCUGGCGCCGAUACUAGUGCUGAAGACAACUUGUCCCGUACUCCAUUCCGGUGGGCCAUGAGAAGCGGUGCCGAAUCCAUCAUUGAGUAUUUGGCCCUUUCUGGUGCACCAUUAUUUUCAAAACCCCAACUCAGACAUAUUAGAGAAAGGAAGAUGCUCGAGAAUGAAGGAGAAGAGGGGCUGGUACGACUCAUCCUUUCAAUACAUGCCGGAGUACUAGAUGCCGACUUCACCAACAGAUUCCUAGCUAUUGAGAAUUACGACCCUGGAAGUCUAUAUCUGCUGUUAGAAGCAGAUGAUCAUUCUCGUAAUUCACAAAUCGACUCCAACAAAUCGGUAUCAUAUGAUAGAAGACACCAUUUGGACUACAUGAGCGAGCUGGUAUCGUCCAGUUCGCAGGUAACGUCAAAAACUAAUAAAAGGGGCCCUCUAUGGUGGGAAUCAUUCAAUGGGAAUACAUCCUAUAUCCACGGGAUGAUUCAAAAAGGAUCCAGCAUCGAGGUCCCGGAUGGACUCUUUAGGCGAACGCCUCUGUCUUGGGCAGCGUCCAACGGACAUGACUCCACAGUCAGCGUCCUGCUUGAGCACGGCGCCAAGAUCGACUCCCUUGACGAACAAGGUCGAACACCUCUCUUAUGGGCGGCGCUCCAGGGUCAUACUGAUGUAGUCAAGCUGCUUCUAGAAUACAGCCUCGAUGUUAUUGACCGAUUUGACAAUGAAGGCCGAACCGCUUUAUUCUGGGCGGCGCAUAACGGGAACGACACGAUUGUUGAGCUGCUAGUUAAGCGGGGUGCUGCUGUAGAUUUCAGGGAUAUAUAUGGCCGGACGCCAUUGGAAAUGGCAGAAAGAGGGGGGCAUUAUCAGGUGACUGAGCUGCUAAUCGAAUACGGCGCUGAAAUUGGCGGGUCAUUGCGAGGUUAA